GGCUUAAAUCCAGUGACAGCCAAACAAUUGUUGUCAACUUGUGGUCCAAAUAUUGUCACCACAAAAAUAGCGACUGGAGAGUGGAUCAGAUUAAUGAAAAACGUAUUCCAUUGGUUUAACAGCCUUUUAUGGAUCGGAUCUCUUCUGUGUUUCAUAACAUAUAUCACAGAAAGUAUAAGUGCUUCCGAAGAUCCGGUUCCUGAUAAUUUAUAUUUAGGUUGUGUUUUGGCCGGUUGUGUGUUAAUAUCUAGCAGUUUUAGUUAUUAUCAAGAGGCAAAGAGCGCCAAUAUAUUUGUGACAUUUCGAGAACUCAUACCCAGAUAUGUGACAGUGAUUAGGGCCGCAUCUAAACUGAGAUGUCCUGCAACUGAGUUAGUGGUCGGAGAUCUCAUUGAGAUUACGGCCGGAGACAAAGUUCCCGCAGACAUACGAAUAAUCAAAUCUCACGAAUUGAAAUGUGUUAACCAUUUACUAACCGGUAAUUACGAGUCGUUUGUGCGCUCAGACAAGUGCUCGAAUACAAACCCUUUUUCAACAGAAAAUCUUGUUUUCUUCUCAACUAAUUGUGUCGAAGGAACUGGUCUGGGAAUUGUCAUAAGAACUGGUAACCAAACUUUAAUGUCAGGCCUGUUGUCUCAUUUUUACAAAACUCAUACAUCGAAAAAAUUAUCCAAAAGUCUACUCGACAAACACAUUGAAGUAUUUAUUCGUAUCAUAACAGCCGUCUCUCUAGUCUUUAGUUUACUUCUGUCGAUUACUUCAUAUAUGAUUGGCUAUUCAUGGCUGAGUGCCAUCAUAUUUAUGAUCGCUUUAUUUGUGGCCCAAAUACCUGAGGGCUUAUUUCCGACGCUAACAGUCCUCUUGAGUUUAGCCGCAAAAAGAAUGACUUCAAAGAAUUGUUUGGUUACUAAUUUUGAAACCGUUGAGACAUUAGAAUCGUAUGGUUGUAUCGCAUAUAAGAGAAUGACUUCAAAGAAUUGUUUGGUUACUAAUUUUGAAACCGUUGAGACAUUAGGUCUGACAUCUAUUAUAGUCACAAAUAAAACGGGAAUUAUAACACAGAAUCGUAUGGUUGUAUCGCAUAUUUGGGCCAAUAAUUCAAUUAUUGAUUCAGAAAACUUUUACAGACAUUCAGAUGGCAGAACAGAAGACUUAGGGUCUGUGGCGCUCAAAGCAUUCAUCAGAAUCGGUUGUCUUUGCAAUGCGGCUGAAUUUAGUGCAGCGCAGGCACGCCUUUCACCACUCAAACGAGAAGCGAUCGGCAAUUCAACAGAUGUGGCAAUACUUAAAUAUAUGGAAGUGAUUGUUGGCUGUGUUGAAGGUUAUCGUCUCAAUUAUCCCAAAGUUUUACACAUUAAGAGAAUGACUUCAAAGAAUUGUUUGGUUACUAAUUUUGAAACCGUUGAGACAUUAGGUCUGACAUCUAUUAUAGUCACAAAUAAAACGGGAAUUAUAACACAGAAUCGUAUGGUUGUAUCGCAUAUGUGGGCCAAUAAUUCAAUUAUUGAUUCAGAAAACUUUUACAGACAUUCAGAUGGCAGAACAGAAGACUUAGGGUCUGUGGCGCUCAAAGCAUUUAUCAGAAUCGGUUGUCUUUGCAAUGCGGCUGAAUUUAGUGCAGCGCAGGCACGCCUUUCACCACUCAAACGAGAAGCGAUCGGCAAUUCAACAGAUGUGGCAAUACUUAAAUAUAUGGAAGUGAUUGUUGGCUGUGUUGAAGGUUAUCGUCUCAAUUAUCCCAAAGUUUUACACAUUCCGUUCAAUUCAAAUGCGAGGCAUUCGUUAACAAUAAAUAGAUUUAGUAAAGGGUUUUGGUUAUGUAUGAAAGGAGAGCCCGAACUUAUAAUUGAUAAAUGCUCGUCCAUUCUUACAAUGGAUAGAGUUAUACCAUUUGAUAACGAAUACAAAAUAUAUUUCAAACAAAUUCUUGACGAAUUGGGAAGUUUUGGAGAGCGAGUCAUUGCGUUUUGCGAUCAAUAUCUACCAUAUACUGAAUAUCCAGUGCAUUAUUCUUUUAAUUCUGGACUUAAGAAUUAUCCAACUAAUGGAUUAAGAUUUGUGGGUUUGAUAUCGCUUUUAAACCCGCCGCGAGCGUCAGUUCCAGAAGCUGUCCACAAAUGUAAAAGCGCUGGUAUAAAGAUAGUAAUGGUUACCGGAGAUCAUGCCAUCACUGCGAAAGCCAUCGCCAGUGCCGUCGGUAUAAUUUCUGAUAACAAACAAACGACUUCUAAAAUUGCAAAAAGUGUUUACAAACAUAAGGAUAUUAAAAGAUUAUUAAAAUCAUCGGUAAUUGCUGGAAAAGAUGUUCAAGAUCUUAGUGAUAGAGAGUUGUGUCAAUUGGUAAAAAGUAAUGACAAUUUAGUGUUUGCGAGAAUAAACCCAAAACAAAAGUCGCGAGUAAUUAAUUGUCUGAAAAGCAAGAAAUCGGUGAUUGCGGUGACGCGAGACGGCGUUCACGGCUCAACACUUGUUGAAAACGCCGACAUUAAUAUAGCGAUGGGAAUCACUGGCACUGAUAUCAGUAAACAGUCAGCAGAUGUUAUACUUCUUGACGACGAUUUCGCGUCGAUUGUCUCCGGCAUAGAAGAAGGAAGAGUUAUAUUUGAUAAUCUCAAGAAAUCUAUUUGUUAUACUCUUUCGUCUAAAACUCCAAUAAUAUGUCCGUUUCUUUUGUAUUUAUUGGCAGACAUUCCCUUACCUUUGGGUUCGAUCACAAUAUUAUGUAUAGAUUUAAUUUGUGAUAUGAUUCCUGCCAUCUCUUUGGCGUAUGAACUUCCAGAGUAUGAUAUUAUGAAUUACAAACUCAGAGAUCCUAUGGCUAAUAAAUUAGUUCAUCAAAAACUCCUAUACCUUUCAUACUUUCAAUUGGGAUUCUUUGAACUGUUUGGAGGACUAUUCACUUACGCUAUAAUUAUGAUUGAAAAUGGAUUUAAUUUGAGUUAUCUGUUUGGCCUAAGAAAGUAUUGGGAUUCAAUUGGUGUCAACGAUCUGAUGGACUCUUAUGGACAGGAAUGGAGUAAUACUUAUAAUGAUCGAAAGACAUUGGAAUAUACCUGUCACACAGCAUUUUUUGCAUCCGUUGUAAUCACCAAAUGGUCAGCACUUAUCUGCUGUAAAACUAGAAGAAUAUCUAUUUUAAGACAAAAAAUGACAAACGAUGUUUUGACGUUUUCAUUGUUUUUCGAGUUGGGUUUAGCCGUGUUUUUGUCCUAUUGUCCCGGUCUGGACAAUUCAACAAAAAAAAACGAUGUUUUGACGUUUUCAUUGUUUUUCGAGUUGGGUUUAGCCGUGUUUUUGUCCUAUUGUCCCGGUCUGGACAGAGGAAUAUUCUUCUGGUGGUUCUGUUCCAUACCUUUUGCUGUAUUAAUGAUUAUUUAUGAUGAAUUGCGACGAUAUUUAAUAAGACAGUAUCCUAACGGUUGGGUUGAAAUCGAGUCCUUUUAUUAG
Medioppia subpectinata is the source of this 3447-nucleotide messenger RNA. Lineage: Eukaryota; Metazoa; Arthropoda; Arachnida; Sarcoptiformes; Oppiidae. The record is from the annotation of a GenBank genome assembly.